GUUUUGACAAUAUCGAUAGUGAACUGUCAAUUCAUUCAUUCUGCGGGUAAAUUGUUAUAUUCAAGUAGCGUAUUAUCACUGGUUUAUCUCAUGACAGGUAUUUUGCGGUGGAUUAAAAAACUGGAUAAGGAAAAUAACAGCAGCGCGAUGAAAGUGGAGAGUACGAAGGAUAUGGAUAAUCAAGGCAACAAUACGAAUCCGGAGGAGGCAAACACAAGCACGGAGCAGGCAAACGCUUUUCUGGAGCAGACUACGGAGGAAUUCGACCGUGAUUGUGAGGAACUCAACUCUCAGCUUGACCAGUUAAAUUCUCUUUUGGAUGCAAUGGAACAGAAAAAUGAUGAGAUUCAAGAACAGCUCCUUCAGCUGCUGCAGUGUAAUAGAGAAACAAGGAAACUUUUUGAACUUAGCAGAAAUUCACAACCUAGUGCAUAGGAAUGAAAUUUCACCUAAACUGUAGUAUUCGCAGAUGAAUUGAUCAGUUCUUCAUGCAGAAUAAGCAUUUAUUGUUUCAAGGGUGAGGCAUAAAUCAUGUAAAAAUUGUACAUUUGUGAUUUUUGAAUAAUUGUAAAAAGAUAUCCAAGAGUACAAGCUGAAAAAGUACCUGCACUCAGAGGAACACUUUAAUUGUAAAUAGCAGUCACAGUGAUCCGUAUACAUAGUUGUGAAGUCUCACUUCAAGCCUGUGCUUGUUAACCUUCUAUUGGCCUCCCCAACACACAGUUCUUUCUUUAUUUUCCAGUGCAGUAGACUACUACAUCAAGAACUAAAUUGCUUUCAGGUGGCUCCUUUGCUUGUCCUAUAAAACCUAUUUAGACAAA
Schistocerca serialis cubense is the source of this 821-nucleotide messenger RNA. RefSeq names its product UPF0184 protein AAEL002161. The record is from RefSeq and is a predicted model, not a curated record. The coding region runs from base 91 to 435 and encodes 114 amino acids. Lineage: Eukaryota; Metazoa; Arthropoda; Insecta; Orthoptera; Acrididae. The transcript is spliced from 2 exons.